AAAUGGAGUGUAAAUUCAAAUUAUCUCUAAUCAUCCCAAUUCCCUAAUUCCCUGACAAAAUGUGUUGGACUCAUCGUGCCCCAAUUCCCUUUCCAGUUGCCAAAAGGGAUUCCUCAGCUACUUCAAAUCUGCCGAUUCUAUCUACUUCGGAAACCAACCCUUUAAGUUUUAACGUAUUUAUUUAUUAUUAUAUUCAGCUGGAUUGAAACCAAUAGCGACUUCCCAGAUGUUUUACUGCUCCAAAAUUCAGCGGGACAUGCAUUACUGUGUGACAACAAAAAACGACUUAAGCACUUCAAGGUGGUACUGUUCCAUGUUGAUCAGUACCCUGAUCAUGAUCUGGGAUGCAUAUCAAUAUUUAGUUCAAAGUCUGGAAAGUGGGAAACCAUAAGUGUAUCUUAUCCUCCACCCAAACAGUCAUAUUGUGGUUGUGUUAUAGAUGUUGUGACAUGCAGCGGGAUCUUUUAUUGGCUGGAGUGGAUACAUAGUGUGGAUAGGGUUAUUUCAAAAGAUAUGAAGGAAAGUCCAUGUGUAGUUAUUGACUUCCCCCAGGAUUUUUGGUGGUAUGAAGCGCUUCCAGGAGGUUCUGUCAGACAACGAAUUGGAGCAGUAGAUGGAGAGCUGAGGUUAUUACAAGUUGUGCUGAUGCCAUAUAUUGAGAAAGCAGAAGUGGUUUUAAACUUCAAGGUGUGGAAGUUGAAUUCUUCAUGGGUUUUGGUUCACGAUAAGAGAUACAGAGAUGAGAGAUUCCUGCGGUGGCCAAACAAUCAGACGCUCUAUGCCCCCUUUCCUCAUUCAACUAAUGGCAAUGUGGUUUUUAUGGUAUGGGGUAAAACUGUUCUUAAGUGUAAUCUGAUGAUGAAUGAUGCAUAUGAAGUGGUACAUGAGAUUCAAGAGCCUGAAACCAGAACAGUCUGCUUUCCCUUCGUGCAUCCAAUUUGGCCAACACAGCUUCCUUCAUGAGUCUUGACCCCUCAGCCCAUUUGUUAUUAGUAUGGAAGGAAAUCUACUUAUUUAAGAAAACUCAUAAUUACAUUAGAAAUUUUCAAGUGAUGAUAGUUGCUGUCAUGCAAGUUAUUGCAUUUUUCUCACUUGAGCAAACACUUCUCUUCUUUUACUUGAGGAUUCAUAUGCUCUCAACCAAUAAUGAGGUGCUUGUGUUUUAUAUAUCCCUUUCUAUAUAUAUCCACCGAAAGGACUAUAGAAUGGUGAAAACCUCUAUUAGUUGGUCUUAUGUGUUGAAGUUUCAAUACAUGUUGUUAGUUAUGUAAAAAUGUAGAAUGGAUGUGGUGCAAAUGGGUGUAUAAUUUUACAACUAUAGUAGCAAGGAUGUUUUUACUUGGACAAAAAUUCGUUGGUCUGGUCUUGUCUGGUUUGUUUAAGUCUGG
Molecule: messenger RNA, 1388 nt
Organism: Cuscuta epithymum
Lineage: Eukaryota; Viridiplantae; Streptophyta; Magnoliopsida; Solanales; Convolvulaceae
Source: the annotation of a GenBank genome assembly